AUGAUCUUGGCAUUGGCUGCAUAUUUGAAAAGGACUAUGUAUCAGUUUGAUGUUAAAUCAACAUUUCUAAAUAGCGAAUUGCAAGAAGAGCUUUACAUUGCUCAGCUUGAAGGAUUCACAGUUAAAGGCAAAGAGGAGAAAGUGUAUAAGCUCCGAAAAGCUCUCUAUGGACUAAAGCAGGCACCGCGUGCAUGGUACAACAAAAUUGAUACUUACUUUCUCCAAAAUGGCUUUGAAAGAAGUAAGAAUGAGUCCAAUCUUUAUGCCACACCAAUGAAUUUUAAUGAAAAAUUACAAGUUAAUGAUGGUACUGAACCAGCGGAUGCAAGGAGUUUUAGAAGUUUGGUUGGAGGCUUAAUCUACUUGAUUAAUAUGCAACCUGAUAUUUCUUUUACUGUUAGAGUUAUUUCUAGGUUCAUGCAUUGUCCAUCAAAGCAUCAUUUUGGAGCUGCAAAAAGGGUUCUACGUUAUAUUGCUAGAACAGUUGAUUUUGGGAUAUGGUAUGGUCAUGUUUCAGAGUUCAAAUUAUUUGGCUAUACUGAUAGUGAUUGGGCUGGGUGUUUGGAGGAUAGAAGAAGCACAUCUAGUUAUGUUUUUAGUCUUGGAUCAGCUGUUGUGUGCUAG
Molecule: messenger RNA, 624 nt
Organism: Hevea brasiliensis (rubber tree)
Lineage: Eukaryota; Viridiplantae; Streptophyta; Magnoliopsida; Malpighiales; Euphorbiaceae
Exons: 2
Coding region: 1-624 (207 amino acids)
Source: RefSeq, a predicted model, not a curated record